AUGAAGAGGAAGACGAACCAGCGCCAACGAGCGUGGAAGAUCAAAAUCCUACACCCGAUGACUGAAUGGAUGCAGGAGAAACAGAGGAUAGUCGAAGAGGCGCCAAGUGCACUCAUCGUUGGGGGUGGUGCUUUGGGUAUUCACCUGACCCUGCUCGCCAACCGUAGGACCAUCUCUACCUCUUGCUUGCGUUGCCUUUUCCAUAUGUGCUUCCUAGUGACACGUUUCACGAUGCUGGGGCGGGGAGGGAAGAUGUACGCUACAGACUCAAAUGACAUGGACGCGCUCACCUUCAACGCGCCCACUGGCAUCUUGUUCCGAUAUUUAACUUUCUCAGAGGCGAAGAAGCAGCCUAUCAGCGAGAUAAAUCUUAAGGAGGCCUUUGAAGUGCUUGUCAUGAACAUGAGUCAAUUGUUUGAUCAAUGUAUCCCCCUUGGACGCGACUACCUCGAGCCCAUCAAAGACGUCGGUCCGAAAUUCGCACUCAAGCUGAUACGUGAGUAUGGAGCGUCGUGAAGCGCUUGAGAGAAAAAUCCACCAUACAAAAAGCAGCUCAGGCUACCGUCGACUCGGACGAAGAGUCCGAGCAUGAAGAGGAAGACGAACCAGCGCCAACGAGCGUGGAAGCUCAAAGUCCUACACCCGAUGACUCCAACGGGGGUAAAGUACAGAGGCCUUAAAGUCGAGGGUAUUGAAUGGAUGCAGGAGAAACAGAGGAUAGUCGAAGAGGCGCCAAGUGCACUCGUCGUUGGGGGUGGUGCUUUGGGUAUUCCUGAAAACGAGAAAUGUGGCCUGUAAGCUCUACUCAACCCCUAGCUGCGCCCUUCCCACCGCCAUGCCAUCUCUCCCUCUCCACCACGAACAUCGCACCGCGUAUCGUCACCAGCGUCCACGUGUCUUCCUCCACAGGCGUCGACGUAGCAUCCGCUUUCUUCGUCGGGACAUACGGCCGUGGCCACUGCGAACUCCCCGUCGUACUAGGAACACCAGCAGCUGGAGCCGUAGUGGUUUCAGGUGACGCAGUGGUGGGAGCUACAGGACUAGCGGAGGCUACUGCUGCUGGGGAAGGGAUGAUGGGAGCAGCGGGGGCAGGCUUGGGUUUAGGCAUACCGUUGGCAGCUGCUGCGUUUGCUGCGUUCAUCCAUGCGUACUUUCCACCUAGGCCUGCUGCUUGUGUUGCUACGGCAUUGUACAUUUUCUUGCACAUAUUAUAUUUCUAGGGAUUACUUACGCUUUACUGCUACAUACUAAUGCUACCUGAAAAGUG
Molecule: messenger RNA, 1267 nt
Organism: Laccaria bicolor S238N-H82
Lineage: Eukaryota; Fungi; Basidiomycota; Agaricomycetes; Agaricales; Hydnangiaceae
Exons: 7
Coding region: 1-516 (171 amino acids)
Molecular function (GO): nuclease activity
Source: RefSeq, a predicted model, not a curated record